Messenger RNA from Dacryopinax primogenitus, 801 nucleotides. Its product is annotated as cysteine proteinase. The transcript has a single exon. The record is from RefSeq and is a predicted model, not a curated record. Gene Ontology annotation, molecular function: cysteine-type deubiquitinase activity. Gene Ontology annotation, cellular component: cytoplasm. Gene Ontology annotation, biological process: protein deubiquitination; ubiquitin-dependent protein catabolic process. The coding region runs from base 1 to 801 and encodes 266 amino acids. Lineage: Eukaryota; Fungi; Basidiomycota; Dacrymycetes; Dacrymycetales; Dacrymycetaceae.
AUGGCGACAAACGACGGACAUCCUCAAUCAGAAUACCAGAAAAAACAUUAUGUACCUCUAGAAUCUGACCCCGACGUGUUCACCAAUCUCAUUCACAACUUGGGUGCCUCCCGGUCGCUCGGAUUUGUGGACGUCCUUUCGCUCACCGAUCCCGACCUGCUUGCUUUCGUCCCCCGCCCCGUCCUUGCCCUUAUACUCGUUUUCCCGGACUUUGGAGACUAUGCUGUGAGAUAUGCGAAGGAUCAGGCUAAUAUACUGGAAUAUGAGGGAUGUGGAGAAGGAGAGGAGGUGGUCUGGUUCCAGCAGACGAUCGGCAACGCCUGCGGGCUCUAUGCGAUCCUACAUGCAGUAUGCAACGGAAAGGCACGAGGCGAUAUCGAUGUGCAUCCAUUCCCCAGCUACCGAUCAUACCAUCUCAUGCACCUUCCAGAGCCCGACUCGCCUCUAGCACGAUUGCUACAGCAAGUCAUCCCUCUUCCUCCCACUGCUCGCGCCCGCGCCCUAGAGUCUUCCACCGAGCUCGAAGCCGCCCACCGAGCUGCAGCACUACAAGGCCAAACCGCGCCUCCUGAUGCAGAAGACGAGGUAGAUCACCACUACAUCUGUUUUGUGCGCUCGGCGAAGAACGGACAUCUGUAUCAGAUGGAUGGGAUGCUCAAGGGGCCCGUUGAUCUCGGGCAGGCGGGAGUGGGAGACCUGAUGAGCGAAGAGGUGAGGAGGGUUGUGGGCCAGUUUCUGGAGACGGGGGAGGACGGGGUUGUGGGGUUUAGCUUGCUGGCACUGGUGGAGAACCAGGAAUGA